This is a messenger RNA of Prorocentrum cordatum, 774 nucleotides long. The record is from the annotation of a GenBank genome assembly. NCBI's taxonomy places the organism in Eukaryota, Dinophyceae, Prorocentrales, Prorocentraceae.
GAGGGCAUCGCCAUCAACCAGUCGCUCUCUUCCCUGAGCCGAGUCAUCAUGUCCCUCGCGAACGGCCAGGGCAAUAUCGCUGUGUUUCGCGAGUCCAAGCUGACCCUGCUUCUGAAGGACGCGCUGUCUGGCAACAGCAGGACAGUACUCCUCGCCUGCAUCAGCCCAGCUGCGACCAACGUGCAGGAGACCGUCAGUACCUUGGAGUUCGCAGCGCGCUGCAAACUAAUCAAGACCAACGCCAAGAGGAACGAGCAAGACAGGCGAGAUCUCAUCAACAGCCUCUCCGAGGAGAAGCAACGGAUCCAGAGCCAGCUUGAGCUCGAGCUUAGACAGCGCCAGGCGUUACAGGAGAAGCUCGACCGCGAGAUCCAGCAGUCCCAGGAGAACCAACAGCUUGCCAACCGCAUGCGUGAGGAGAAGCUCGCCAUCGAAGGCCAGCUGCGCACCCUCGAGGAGGCGUCUGGCAUGAGGCAGAGGGCGGCAUCGGAGGAGGUGGAGCGGCUGACCAGGGAGAAGGACGGCGAGGUCCAGGCUCGGGAGGAUAAGCUGAGGAUGCUCGUGGAGCAGGAGAUCGGCCGCUACGAGAGCAAGGAGGAGGACCUGCGGCGGGAGCUGGCAGGGCUCCAGAGCCUGAGUGACAGUUGGCUGAGAAGCAGGACCUGGAGCGCCAGGCCCGCGAGCAGAGGGUGCGGAGGGAGCAGCUCCUGGCGGACCUCGGCGUGGUGGGCGCGGAGGGCCUGGAGGAGUCCCGCCAGGCCCCCAGGCUGGUGA